This is a messenger RNA of Eubalaena glacialis (North Atlantic right whale), 3303 nucleotides long. It is a transcript of the gene ADGRF1, whose product is annotated as adhesion G protein-coupled receptor F1. Gene Ontology annotation, molecular function: G protein-coupled receptor activity. The record is from RefSeq and is a predicted model, not a curated record. The coding region runs from base 265 to 2997 and encodes 910 amino acids. The transcript is spliced from 16 exons. Gene Ontology annotation, cellular component: plasma membrane. Gene Ontology annotation, biological process: neuron projection development; cell surface receptor signaling pathway; synapse assembly. NCBI's taxonomy places the organism in Eukaryota, Metazoa, Chordata, Mammalia, Artiodactyla, Balaenidae.
GUGCUGCAGGAUUUGCUGGUGAAUCAGUGGCCUGUACGCCUGCCAGCGAGCUCCUGUGGCUCAGAUAUUACGAUUAUCUUUCCAAACAGAACAAGAAGUGAUUGAGCCACGGUUACACCAGAGGAAGGGCUCCCUGGGGCUGUGAUGUGAAGAAGGAAUCACAGAUCAGAGAGCAAAGCCUGAGGCCGCACUUCUGGGAUGGCAGGGCGUGUAUGAAGUUUAAAGUGCACCCAGGAAGCAAGAACCAGGAGGGGCCAGGGGAAGAUGAGAGUUCCUACGCUCUGGCUCUUCUCCUUCUUCAUGAUCACCGAGGGCUGGAAUGGCUUCCUGGGGAGUGAUGAUGGCAUCAAAACAAAGCAAGAACUCCUUUUGAAUAAGAAAAAGCCUCUAGGUCCAAUCCAGGAAUACGAGCUGCUGCUUCAGGUGGCCUAUAGAGAUUCCAAGGAGAAAAGAGACUUGAAGAACCUUCUGAAGCUUUUGGAGCCUUGCCCUUUUUUUUUACCUGGGCUGGUGAAGAUUAUCAGAGCAAAGGCCACCACGUACUGUGGCAUCCAGAACGGGGUCCUGCGCUGUGCCUGUGACGACGGCUACUCCUGGUUUCCCCCCUCGUGCCUUGAUCCCCAGAAAUGCUACCUUCACACGGAGGGAUCUCUCCAGAGCUGUGAUUGUCAUCUCAACAACCUCACCCAGAGUGUCCAUUUCUGUGAGAGAACAAAGGUUUGGGGUACUUUCAAAAUUAAUGAAAGAUUUACAAAAGACCUUUUGGAUUCAUCUUCUGCUAUAUACUCCAAAUAUACCACUGGAAUUGAAAUUCAACUGAAAGAAGCGUACAAAAGUAUCCAAGGUUUUGAGUCAGUUCAAGUCACCCAGUUUCGAAAUGGAAGCAUCAUUGCUGGGUAUGAAGUUGUUGGUUCCAGCAACACAUCUGAACUGCUGUCAGGCAUUGAGCAGGCGGCGAAGAAGGCUAAGACAGGCCUGCAUCAGCUGUUUCCACUAGAAGACAACUCUUUCAGAGUGUUCGGAAAAGCCCAGUGUAACAGCAUAGUCUUUGGAUUUGGGUCUAAGAAUGAUAAGUAUACUCUUCCCUGUAGCAGCGGCUACUCCGGAAGCAUCACGGCCAGGUGCCAGCCCUCUGGGUGGCAUGUCCUCAGGGAGACGUGUGUGCUCUCUGAGCUGGAAGAACUGAAGAAGAAUUUCAGUGUGAUUGCCAGCAACGCCACUGAGGCAACCGUGUCAUCCUUGGUGCAGAAUCUUUCAAUGGUCAUUCAGGAAAACCCAUCAACCACAGCCGGGAAUCUGGCUUCUGUGGUGUCAAUUCUGGGCAAUAUCUCGUCCCUGUCCCUAGAAAGACACUUCAAUGUGUCCAUUUCGACAAUGGAGAAUGUCAUCAGUAUAUCUGACCACAUCCUUAAUUCUGCCUCGGUAACCAACUGGACGGUGUUACUUCAGAAAGAAAAGAAUGCCGGAUCCCAGUUACUAGCGUCACUGGAAAACAUCAGCGUUCUGGUCCCUUCGACAGCUCUGCCUCUGGAAUUUUCUCGAGAAUUCAUUAACUGGAAAGGGAUUCCAGCAUCCUCAAAUCAAAGCAAUUUGGGUUACAACUAUCAGACUGAAAUGUUCCCAAAAAAUACCUCCAUUCCCAUCAGAGGCCAUGCAUUAAUUAGGUCAGACCAAUUCCAGGAGCCCCUUCCAGAAACUAUCAUCAGCAUGACCUCCUUGACCCUGGGGAACAUUCUACCUGUUACCAAAAAUGGAAAUGCUCAGGUCAAUGGGCCCUUGAUAUCCAUGGUUAUCCCAAACUAUUCCAUCAAUGAAAUUUUCCUGACUUUUUCCAAGAUAGAAUCAAAUCUGAGCCAGCCUCAUUGUGUGUUUUGGGAUUUCAACCAUUCGCAGUGGAACGAUAAUGGCUGCCACCUAGUGAAUGAAACUCCAGACUCGGUGACGUGUCGCUGUACUCACCUGACCUCCUUCUCCAUGCUGAUGUCACCCUCUGUCCCCCGUGCCAUCGUUCCCGUUGUGAAAUGGAUCACCUUUGUGGGACUGGGGGUCUCCAUCGGAAGUCUCAUCUUAUGCCUGACCAUCGAAGCUCUGUUUUGGAAGCAGGUCAACAAAAGCCAAACCUCACACACGCGUCACAUUUGCAUGGUGAACAUAGCCCUGUGCCUCCUGAUCGCAGACAUCUGGUUUAUUGUUGCUGCCACCGUGGACACCACGGCAAACCCUUCUGGAGUCUGCACAGCUGCAGUGUUCUUUACACACUUUUUCUACCUCUCCUUGUUCUUUUGGAUGCUUAUGCUCGGCUUCCUGCUGGCUUAUCGGGUUAUCCUCGUGUUCCACCACGUGGCCACGCCUUUGUUGGUGGCUGUCGGGUUCUGCCUGGGCUAUGGGUGUCCUCUCAUUAUAUCCAUCAUCACCAUUGCAGUCACACAACCCAGCAAUGGCUAUGAAAGGAAAGAUGUGUGUUGGCUUAACUGGUCCGAUCGGAGCAAACCUCUCUUGGCCUUUGCGGGUCCUGCCCUGACUAUUGUGGCUGUGAAUUUGGUGGUGGUCCUGUUAGUUUUCACGAAGCUCUGGAGGCCCGCUGUUGGAGAAAGGCUGACUCAGGACAGCAAGGCCACUGUCGUCCGCAUGGGGAGGAGCCUCCUCGUUCUGACCCCCCUGCUAGGGCUCACCUGGGGAUUUGGCAUAGGAACAAUGGUUGACAGCCAGAAUCAGGCCUGGCAUGUUAUUUUCGCAGCACUCAAUGCAUCCCAGGGCUUUUUCAUCUUAUGUUUUGGAAUGCUCUUGGAUAGUAAGCUGCGACAGCUGCUACUCAACAAGUUGUCUCCUUUAAGCUUUUGGAACCAAGCAUCAAAGCAAAACUCAUCAGAUUCAUCUGUCCAACCCAGAUUCAAAAAGACUUUCAACCCAUUCCAACACAAACGCAACUAUGUACUUUCUUAUACUGGAGAGUCCUCAAACGACAUCACGCUAACUCAGUUUUCAUCAUCUGAAUAAGGCCGGGAACCCUAAAAUCAAGGAAAAUUUUUUGGAGCAAAUUGACAUUAGAGCUAAAUGUCAGUGAAGAAAUGAUGCUCAAUAUUCAAUGGAUUUUUCUGAUUUCGGAGUCUGAGAAUAUAAUAAGGAACUCGCAGCAGUUUCAUGACAGCCACCUUUCUCUUCAAUUAAAUGGAGAGAUUUACUUCCAUGGGGUUUGAUUCAAAGGAAUUGCUUCAUAAAUGUAGAAGAUUAGGUUUUUGUCGGAAAUUAUGUCAGUUGUACUAGCCUCUCACUGCCACAAACUAUGGUUUCCUUUUUUCACAA